GCGAGGGGCGCGGGGGAGGGGGCAGGGAGGGACGCCCGCGGGUGGGCCUCCGCAGCGCGUUGCAUGGCGUGGACGGCUGUCCUGGGCGCUCCGGAGCUGAGCGACCGGGUGCUGGCGCUGCUAGGGCCGCGGGCGGGGCUGGCCGCACGGGAGGCGGUCGGCGCCACCCCAGCACACGAACACUGUGUGUGCAUCGCCCACGCAGGGGCGUCGCGCGCACCGAGACACGACUUCGCAUAUGCGUCGUGACGGGCACUUUCUGGCCACACCGCUCGGGAAACGAUGUGCUACAAGAUGGGUAUACUAGAUGUUCGGGUCGGACGCGCGCCUCCAAGGAGAGGACACAUCGUACUAGUCUGUCCUUGUGCGUCCCAGGCGGGGCCGAUCCUGGCCCGCUCGUGGUCCUUCGAGGCGGCCUCGGGCGUGGCGCGCUCCGGCGCCUGGGAGGCGUGCCUGCCCGACCCGCCGUCGCUCCACGCCUUGCUGAGGCCUUUCUCACGCCGCGCCGCGGGCGCCGCGGCGGACGAGGACGCGCCCUCCCAGCGGGCCGGCCCGCGCCGCGCUGCGGCGCUGUGCCGAGCGGCGGGCCCGGCGCCCUUCGCCGCGGCCUUCGUCCUGCUGGCGCGGCGCCCAGCGGCGGCCGAGGAGCCUCAGCAGCUCGGGCGCGCAGACGAGGAGUGCGCCAGCGUCGAGAACAUGCGGCGGUCCCCGCUCAUCGUGGCCGCGCGCUGCGGGCUGGUGGACGUCGCCUGGCUGAUCGCGCGCUGGUGCAGCCCGGAGGGGCUGAACCACCAGGACGCGAUGGGCUGCUCCGCGCUGCGCUACGCCAUCGUGAACAAGGACCACCGUACCUGCCAGUGCCUGCUCCGCUUCCCCGGGCUGGACCCCGAGCUGCCCGACCGUCGGGGCGACACGGCGCUCCUGCAGGCCGUGGGCGCCAACGCCCCCGCGGUGUGCAGGCUACUGCUGGCGCGCCGCGCUGACGCGGCGCACGCGAGCCGGGGCCAGACGGCGCUCGACCUGGCCGAGGCGCUCGGCUACGAGGGCUGCGCCGCGGCGCUGCGCGAGUGCGGGGCGCCGCGGAGCAGCAGGCGCCAACGACCCCCCCCCGUCUCUUAG
Prorocentrum cordatum is the source of this 1119-nucleotide messenger RNA. Lineage: Eukaryota; Dinophyceae; Prorocentrales; Prorocentraceae. The record is from the annotation of a GenBank genome assembly.